CCAAAACAAAUAUCAUCAUUCUCUAAUGGAAAGAAAUAAUGGCAAUUCCGGAGUUUCUUCUUCUCAAGCCUUGAAAGAUGAAAGCAGUGGGUUUUGGUUGGUACAGAAGUUACCGGGUGGGAGAUGGGGGUAUCUUUCCCCCACUACAGAGAGCUAUUUUGGCUGCUUUCGAUUUAUCACAUCUCCCCAUUAAAAAAGUUCCCUUGUCCAGUUUUGCCUCCCUGUCACUUCAACUUCAAAGUGCCGAUCUCAGUAUCUCCCCUCCCUCCUUCUCUCCACCUUCCAUUAUCCGCUCCUAGUCUCUCUCAUCAUCAUCACAAACUAGAUUAGCAAUCUUUUCUUUUGUCUUUUUUUUUUUGCCAAUUCCCUGUACACCAAUAUAAGAAUCUUCCACCCCAAUACCAAUCCUCUGUGAAAUCACACUCUUCUUGCUUCUCCAUUUUGGGUCAAUCUGCUUUUUGAGUUCCCUGCAUUGAAUAAAAAGCAACAAGCUUUAUUUGUUUUCUGAAGAGGGUUGUUGUAGAGGUCUCCUGCGCUACUGCCAAACUGAAAGGCUGCCUUGGUAUAAUUUUGGUGUAGCCAUGUAUGUGAGCGAGCUGCUUCAAAUGGAGAUCAGAUUAUGUGGUGACUUAACACACAACUAAACCCCAAUUUGACUUGUCAAGCUUUUGUGAGUUCCAUGUUUGUAAAUUCUAUUGCAUCUACUUAGUAUGGGCAUCCUCAUCACCAUGGCAAUAAUGGAGACUUAAUUAUAGAGUCUGUCUUUCCCUAGUGAGGAUUAUUUAUGUGUUGCUCACCCGGUUAUUCCGCCAUGGACAGAAACCAAAAGCACCUCUUCCUCCAAAUUCUUUCAAAACUUUUACUCCUGUUCUUGUUUUUCAACCCAUCCACACCUCUGAGUGUGGAAACUGAGGCUCUUUUGGAAUUCAAAAAGCAUCUCAGUGACCCCUUGAAUAUCCUUGAUUCUUGGAAUGAAUGGGAAAGCCCCUGCCAUUUUCAUGGUAUUACAUGUGAUCCAAAAAAUGGUUUAGUUACAGAAAUCUCACUUGAUAACCAGAGUCUCUCCGGAGUGAUAUCACCGUCGAUUUCUUCCCUCCAAAACCUCACAUCUCUUGUGCUUGCAUCAAAUGCCUUAUCUGGGAUUCUCCCAUCUGAACUUAUCAACUGUACCAAUCUCAGAGUCUUGAAUGUUACUGGAAAUAAUAUGAAUGGGACCAUCCCUGAUUUGUCAAAGCUGACUAAUUUGGAGGUUCUUGAUCUGUCCAUCAACUAUUUUUCUGGAGAAUUACCAGCUUGGGUUGCAAAUCUUACUGGUUUAGUCUCAUUAGGCCUCGGCUAUAACAAUUUUGAUGAAGGGGAAAUUCCAAAGAGCAUUGGGAAUUUGAAGAAGUUGAAAUGGCUUUACCUGGCCGGAUCAAAUCUGAGAGGAGAAAUCCCAGAGACCAUUUUCGGCUUGGAGGAAUUGCAGACACUGGAUAUCUGCAGGAAUCACAUCUCUGGGAAUUUCCCUAAUAUGAUAGGCAAUUUGCAAAAUCUCUACAAAAUCGAGCUCUACGCCAAUAAUCUGACGGGUGAGCUUCCAUCUGAGCUUGCCGCACUCAAUCUAUUGCAGGAGUUUGAUGUUUCAGAUAACCAGAUGUACGGUGCACUGCCUUGGGCUCUUGGAAACCUUAAAAACUUGACAGUUUUUCAGGUGGCAAGAAACAAUUUCUCAGGAGAAAUCCCUCGAGGCUUUGGAGAUUUGCAGCAUCUAAUUAGCUUUUCCUUAUUCGAGAACAGUUUCUCAGGCAAUUUUCCGGAAAAUCUUGGCAGGUUUUCACCACUGGUUAGCUUAGACAUUUCUGAAAACCAAUUUUCUGGAGGACUCCCCAAGUACUUGUGUCAUAAUGGGAAAUUGCGUUAUUUGCUUGCAGUGGAAAAUCAUUUCACAGGAGAGUUUCCAGACGCUUAUGCCGCCUGUAUGCCUUUAGAGAGGUUGAGGGUCAGACAGAAUCAGCUCUCUGGAAAAAUCCCUGAAGGGGUCUGGGCCCUUCCAAAUGUAAAAAUGAUUGAUUUCAGUAAUAAUGGUUUCAGUGGAUUCGUUUCUCCUUGGAUAGGAUCUGCAAAAAACCUGAAGCAGUUAAUUCUGUCAAACAACAAAUUCUCAGGUUGGCUCCCAAACGACCUAGGAAAUCUCAUGCUCUUGGAGAGGCUUUACUUGGACAACAAUGAAUUCUCUGGCCAUUUACCAGCCCAACUUGGUAUGUUAAAACAAAUCACAUCCUUGCAUUUGGAGAAGAACUCAUUCACAGGACCAAUACCUGUGGAGUUAGGUCACUGUCCUAGGCUGACAGAUAUGAAUCUUGCUUCUAAUCAUCUAAGUGGCGCCAUUCCAGACUCUCUAACGACGAUGACCUCUUUGCUGAACUCCUUGAAUCUAUCCAACAACAAGCUGACAGGCCCAAUUCCCAGAAGCUUGGAUAAUCUGAAGCUUUCUUCGAUAGAUUUGUCCGACAACCAGCUAUACGGGAAAGUUUCUUAUGAACUUUUGAUGAUGGGAGGAGACAAGGCAUUCUUUGGCAACAAGGGACUUUGUCUUGAUCAAAGUAUAAAAUAUGACACAAACAAGGAACUAAUAAGUGUUUGUGGUGGGUAUGCUACUCGCCGCAACAAUUUCAUUAACAGCAAGUUUAGUGUUCUCUGCAUUGCAUUCUUAUGUGCAACUGCCCUUUUGGUCGGCUUAUUGGUCUUGAGCUAUUGGAAGAGCAAGCACACCGAGAAAAAUGUUGAAAAAGAAGAAUACUCAGAGGAUGCCAAGGGAUUGGACCCAAAAUGGAGGCUUGAGAGCUUCUUCCAUCACAUUGAGUUCGAUGCCGAUGAAAUAUGUGAUCUAGAUGAGGAGAAUCUGAUCGGAAGCGGAGGCACGGGGAAAGUCUAUCGUCUUGAUUUGAAGAAAGGUUGUGGCACUGUGGCAGUGAAGCAACUGUGGAAGGGGGAUGCAGUGAAAGUUCUGGCUAAAGAAAUGGAAAUAUUGCGGACAAUCAGGCAUAGGAAUAUAGUGAAACUCUAUGCCUGCCUGACAAACGGAGGUUCAAAUUACUUGGUUUUUGAAUACAUGGCAAACGGAAAUCUUUUCCAAGCACUUCACCGCAGAACCAAAUUUGGAAAGACAGAAUUGGAUUGGGAUCAGAGAUAUAAAAUUGCACUAGGGGCUGCUAAAGGAAUAGCUUAUCUACACCAUGACUGCUCUCCUCCUGUCAUUCACAGAGAUAUCAAGUCUACCAACAUUCUUCUUGAUGAGGCUUAUGAAGCCAAAGUUUCAGAUUUCGGAGUUGCGAGAACUUCAGAACUUUCUCAAAGAGGAUCUGACCUCAGCAGUUUUGCUGGAACUCAUGGUUACAUGGCUCCAGAGAUGGCUUAUACACUAAAGGUGACAGAGAAAAGUGAUGUGUAUAGUUUCGGUGUGGUGCUUUUAGAGCUGGUAACAGGAAGAAGCCCAAUAGACGAUGCUUAUGGAGAAGGAAAAGACAUAGUGUACUGGGUCUCCACUCAUCUUGAUAACCGCGAAAAUAUUCUGAAAAUUCUUGACCCAAACAUAGUUUCAGAUGUAGUCCAGGAUGGCAUGGUUAAUGUCCUGAGGAUAUCAACACUCUGCACUACAAAGCUUCCAAACCUUCGGCCGACAAUGAAAAAUGUUGUCAGAAUGCUUGCUGAUGCUGAGCCCUCGGCACUUAAGUCCAC
Cuscuta europaea is the source of this 3720-nucleotide messenger RNA. Lineage: Eukaryota; Viridiplantae; Streptophyta; Magnoliopsida; Solanales; Convolvulaceae. The record is from the annotation of a GenBank genome assembly.